Molecule: messenger RNA, 2968 nt
Organism: Chelmon rostratus (copperband butterflyfish)
Lineage: Eukaryota; Metazoa; Chordata; Actinopteri; Chaetodontiformes; Chaetodontidae
Gene: pals1b
Product: protein associated with LIN7 1, MAGUK family member b
Exons: 14
Coding region: 264-2216 (650 amino acids)
Biological process (GO): establishment or maintenance of epithelial cell apical/basal polarity; protein localization to plasma membrane; morphogenesis of an epithelial sheet
Cellular component (GO): adherens junction; plasma membrane
Molecular function (GO): protein binding
Source: RefSeq, a predicted model, not a curated record
GAUAUUCCAGACCGUCCGUGUGUGAACUAAACACACGCUUCCGAGCGUUGGACUAAAAAGGAAUAACCGCUUCUCACCUAAACUCAUUCAUCUUGCUAUCUUUGAAGUGGAUGACAGAUCACAGAAAGAACAUAAAGGACUACAUCCUCCACUGGCGUGCUAUGGCCUCUGAUUUCAGCAGUGUCAGCAGCAGUGCUUCAUAACUCUCAAGUAGAUCUCAGUAAACACUGGGGUGGUUUGAGCUGUACUCUGCUGCAGCAGGGAUGAUCACGUCCCAUAUGAACGGUUAUGUGCAAGAGGCCUCUGGUCAGGCCAAGAGCCACAGGGAGAGGGCAGUGGACUGCCCAGGGGAGGAAAGUAGCCUUGUCAAAUCACCACACUGCAGUGCCCACAUGGAGAGGAUCCAGCACUACCAGGAGGAGCUGAGGAAGAGGAGAGAGGAGGACAGCAGAGGAAAGCACGACAUCGACCCCAACGCUUCACUGAGGCUCAAGAAGCUGUCGCAGAACCCAAAGGUGGGCAUUGACAAUCCCACCUUCGAGGGGAAGGAAAAGGCCACCAAAGACAUGUGCUCCCAGGAUCCUGUAGUCGAACUGGAGGAGUUGCUGCAGGCUCUGAAGUGGGCGCAGCACUGCCUGACUGAUGCGCAAAGCCAGCAGGAUGUGGAGCUGAUUAUGCAGCUCCUUGCCAAGGAGGACUUCAGGAAUGCCUACACCAUCUACAGUGCUGUAUCCCAGCAGAAGAGCAGAGUCAGUCCCACCUCAGCCCUCACAGUACAAGCAGAGGAUCUCUGCCAGGAGGUACAGAGGAUCCUCCAGUCCAGCCAGCAGAAGGAGGGUUUGGAGCUCAGGGCUCUGCUCACCAGUCCUCAUCUCCAGGCACUGAUGCAGGCCCAUGACAGUGUGGCAGUGCAGGAAAUGGCAGAGGAAAAUGAGACCCAGUACCUUGGAGAAACAGUUAAACUGGUGCGGCUGGAGAAGGCACGCGACACUCCACUGGGUGCGACAGUACGUAACGACAUGGACAGUGUGGUGGUGAGUCGUGUAGUGAAAGGCGGAGCAGCAGAGAGUAGCGGCCUUCUGAGUGAGGGAGAUGAGAUCCUGGAGAUCAACGGGAUUUCUAUUCGUGGGAAACACAUCAAUGAAGUCCAUGACUUACUGCAACAAAUGCACGGCUCUCUGACCUUCCUCCUCAUCCCGAGCUCUCAGAUUAAACCUGCCCCACACAGACAGACUGUGAUGCACGUAAGGGCUUACUUUGACUACGACCCCUCUGAUGACCCCUUCGUGCCAUGUCGGGAGCUGGGCCUGUCCUUCCAGAAGGGAGACAUCCUCCACGUCAUCAGCCAGGAUGACCCCAACUGGUGGCAGGCCUACAGGGACGGAGAUGAGGACAACCAGCCCCUGGCUGGACUCAUUCCAGGGAAAAGCUUCCAGCAACAGAGAGAGACCUUGAAGAAAACUAUAACAGACAGGGAUCGAGAACACCAAGGGAAGCUUUGGUGUGCAAAGAAAAGCAAGAAACAGAAGAAGAAGAGCAUAUCUAACUUGAGCAAAAAUAUUGACUACGACGACAUCCUUACCUAUGAGGAGAUGUCGCUUUAUCACCAGCCUGCCAGCCGGAAACGCCCCAUCGCUCUGAUUGGUCCUACUAACAGCGGUCACGACGAGCUGCGUCGGAGGCUUCUGUCCAUUGAACCGGAAAAGUUUGCUGUUGCUGUUCCACACACCACCAGAAACCCAAGAAUACACGAGCGGAAUGGGCGCGAGUACCACUUCGUGAGUCGGCCUGCCUUUGAAGCCGACUUAGCGGGCGGGAAGUUCAUUGAGUCGGGGGAAUAUGAGAAGAACUUGUACGGCACCAGCACCGACUCGGUUCGACACGUCGUCAACUCCGGACGCAUCUGUUUGCUCUGCCUCCACACCAGGUCACUGCAGGUAUUGAGGUCCUCCAACCUCAAGCCCUUUGUCAUCUUCAUCGCUCCUCCUUCUCAAGAACGACUACGCACCCUACUGGCCACAGAGGGGAAAACACCAAAGCCUGAAGAGCUAAAGGCAGUUAUAGAAAAGGCCCGUGAGAUGGAGCACAAUUUUGGCCACUUCUUUGACGCGACCAUUGUGAACAUGGAUCCAGACCAGGCUUUCCACGAGCUGCGCAGGCUGAUAGACAAGCUGGACACUGAGCCACAGUGGGUGCCCACCUCUUGGCUGUGCUAGAGGCCACGGCGUCCCACUGCAGGUUAGACGGAGAUAAAGAGGAGAGAAAUGAAUGUUCCAGACGACUGAAAAAAUGAAGGUUGGACGGUGCUGAUUGUCACUGGAUUUUCACUCGCACAUUCUCCUCGUUUGUAGAGGAGUUGACCUUUACCACGUGCUGCAGGGAUGGACUCAAGUUUCUUACAUGUCUUUUUGUUGGUGUGCGUGCGUGUGCGUCUUUGUGGGUGAUUUUUUUUUCCUGUUUGCAUUAUGAAGGUUCUUGUUCAGUUUUAUGCAAAAUCAUUUAUCAAACAAAUAGAAAUAUUUCUAUCCUAUUCUUCAUAGUUAUUUAUAAUUGUAAAUAUAUAUUUUCUAGAGAAAAGGAUAUUAUAUUGUUACAUUUUGUGUGAGUGUAAUAUACAAAACGGUACACUCAACUGGGAGUGUUAAUGUGGCAAAUAUAAAAAUGGCUUCCUGACAAAGCAGGUAUCAAACAGAAGACAAGGACUUGUGCUUAAAGUGGCUGCAGUGUAACGAACGAAAAAUCUGCUGUGACCUGCAGUUUGAGUACUUCCUCUACAACAAUGUCAGUAUUAUUUUAUGUAAUCUCAGGUCUUAUUUACGCUGUGAUAACAGACCUCAAAUCUAAGAUAUUGUCUCUAGCCAUUUACCAGUAGUGAAAGAACAAAACAUCUUAUCGCUUAGACUAACUCCAACAAAUACAGUAUAGCUUCAUUGCCGGGUACAUAUUAAAUCACAAGCACAAUUCUGGA